This is a messenger RNA of Diuraphis noxia (Russian wheat aphid), 1409 nucleotides long. It is a transcript of the gene slf, whose product is annotated as C-type lectin domain-containing protein slf. The record is from RefSeq and is a predicted model, not a curated record. Lineage: Eukaryota; Metazoa; Arthropoda; Insecta; Hemiptera; Aphididae.
GACGUUGACUAUCGUUUGGACAUUCCCUGGUCCUGUUUCGUCUUCAUAGUGUUCUUGUCUGUGCAAGUAGUAUCGUCUACUGAAUCAUCCACUUAUUAAGAUGACUGGAACCGUGUCUUUUGGAUUUCUCGCCUUAGCGCUGACGGUGACGGGCUGCUUGGCUGCUAUCAAAGAGGUGAAAACCAACAACCCCGUUACACAGAAGCCUGGUCGUUUCCUCAGCCUACCUGUUGCUCAGAAAUGUAGUCAAAGGCCGAAAGAAUUUACGUACAAAGGACGAAAUUAUUUCUACAGUGGCCACACGCAACAAUACAAAACAUCCAAAGUCGAUUGGUUGGAAGCAAGAAAUAUCUGCCGAGAAUACUGCAUGGAUCUUGUAUCAAUUGAAACUCAAGAAGAAAACAAUCUCAUUUUCCGACUGAUUCAACAAAACGACGCUCCGUACAUAUGGACCAGUGGACGGUUAUGUGAUUUUAAGGGCUGCGAGAACCGGUCGGACCUUGAACCUAAGUCUGUGAACGGAUGGUUCUGGUCUGCUACCCGUGGAAAGAUACCGGCUACUAACCAGACACCAGUUGGCUGGACGUACAGCCCGUGGAGCAAGAGUGGCCACAAGAAAACACCACAACCGGAUAAUGCYGAGUUCGACAUCAAUGGUACAGUGGAGUCAUGCCUGAGUGUGCUCAACAACGUAUACGGCGACGGCAUAGCGUGGCACGACAUCGGUUGCUAUCAUGAGAAACCGUUUGUAUGCGAGGACAGCGACGAGCUACUUAGCUACGUGGCCGCCACCAACCCUGGACUCCAGCUCUAAACAACGCCAUCACCGCCUUCACMAAAAUCACAACCCUCCCAUGUGAUUAUCCCCUACCACCUCCUCUUACUUUUGAGAUAAGUGAAAAACGUCCCACAUYAAAAUAUAYUAUAGCUUAAUAUAUGCACAUCCAGUGMAGAUUGUACUUUUUACUCAUUGACCGGGCCCUUAGAAUUAAAAUUGCGGUUUUUUUUWAAAAAUACUAUAAGUAUGAACAGACAUCCAUAAAACRACCGAUUAAAUAUGAUUGUGUCUCGAAUCAUACAAGUMUCCACCAAUGCAGGACAUUAAAAUUUCUUAGAACUUAUUCGUUUCUGAAGUUAAAAUCGUAGAGGACGUGUGACUUAUCUCUUACUCCAGCCCUCAUUCCAUAAUCGUUGUUCAUCUUCAUCAUUCCCAAAUAAUACUAUAUUUAUAUUAUAUUAUACAUAAAUAUAUAUUUUAAGUUAAUUAUUUUUUUUUAUCUUAAAUGUUUUAAUUGAUAAAAUUCGGUUCAUUAAAUUUAGCCGUGACCGCAAUUGUCAUAACUUAUCGUUCGUUUUGAUAUAUAACUACUGUUUUCGUAUAAAUAAACGUUCGGAUGAUACACAUCGUA